UUAGGAGUCAAAAAAUAUCACAUCCGGCGGUUGCUUACGUUCAGUUGCCCGGGAAACCGCCGUGUAGGAGGACGUCGCAAAUACGAAUACUUUAAAUAUUAACUUGUAAUUUGUCUUCCAUCAAAACAACGAGUUAAGAACAAGAUAAACCAACCGGACCGUUUCAUCCAGUAAGUAACGGGGACACGUUAGCAUUAGCAUUAGCCGCCGGUAAACGAGAGACAGAAGCUCAAAUCGUGGCAACUGCGUCUAAACAGUGUGUCAUCAAAGGCAGCUGGGUCUAAACAGUGUGUGAUCAAAGGCAACUGCUUCUAAACAGUGUGUGAUCAAAGGCAGACACUCUCCGCUCUCAGGAUUCGAGCUUCCCUCACCGCGGUUAACCAAACAUGGCCCAACAAGCUGCUGCUCUGCAGACCUACAACAACGAGCUGGUCAAAUGUAUCGAGGACCUGUACUACAAGCGCGACGAGCUGAACCGUCAGAUCAAAGACGAGGAAGUGGAGAAGGAUCGACUGCAGCACGACGUCCGCGUCCUCACAGAGAAGCUGAGCAGAGUCAACGAGAGCCUGGCGCAAAGACUCGCCACCCGCGACACCUUCGACCGCACCAUCGCCGAGUCCGAGGCUGCGUACACCAAGAUCCUGGAGAGUUCCCAGUCUCUCCUCAGCAUCCUGAAGCAGGAGGCAGGAAACCUGAGUAAAGCCGCAGAGCCUCGGAGGAAGGAGCAGUGAUGUCAACCAGACGUCGUCCGCUCUGACCACAGCACUUUUUAUGCAGUUUAUUCUCCACGCUGGACUAUUUAUGUUUGAAUGAUAUGUUAAUUCUUUAUUCCAAUAAAUGUCUUUAUUACUA
Hippoglossus stenolepis (Pacific halibut) is the source of this 852-nucleotide messenger RNA. It is a transcript of the gene ssna1, whose product is annotated as Sjogren syndrome nuclear autoantigen 1. Bases 387 to 731 code for a protein of 114 amino acids. NCBI's taxonomy places the organism in Eukaryota, Metazoa, Chordata, Actinopteri, Pleuronectiformes, Pleuronectidae. Gene Ontology annotation, cellular component: ciliary basal body; centrosome. The transcript is spliced from 3 exons. The record is from RefSeq and is a predicted model, not a curated record.